CCCUGGCACGAGGCCCCGCCCCUUUCCCGGUAUUUUCCGGGCUGCUGGGCUCAGCUCCGCUAGCCCAGGGACUGGUGCGGCUGUUGCUCCUUCCCGCCGCACUCUUCUCUCUCCCACCGCUGCCGCCAGUGGUAACUAGCUCCAGCGCCAUGAGGCCGGGGUGAGCCUCCCCAGCUAAGCUGCACCUCUCUUUGGCUGCUCCAGCUAACCCGCUGAGGUGUGGGAGUUUGGGAUUCCUCUGGAGGGGAGCACUUGGCUGCAAGGGCAGGAGAAUGAGUGGGCAGCGUGUGGAUGCCAAAGUUGUGAUGCUGGGCAAAGAGUACGUGGGCAAGACCAGCUUGGUGGAGCGAUACGUUCACAACUGCUUCCUUGUGGGACCCUACCAGAAUACAAUAGGUGCUGCAUUUGUAGCCAAAGUGAUGCAAGUAGGAGGCCGGACAGUCACCUUGGGAAUCUGGGAUACAGCAGGCUCAGAACGGUAUGAGGCCAUGAGCCGGAUAUACUACCGAGGGGCAAAAGCUGCUAUUGUAUGUUAUGAUCUUACUGAUAGCAGCAGUUUCCAGAGGGCAAAAUUCUGGGUGAACGAGCUGCAGAACUUUGAGGAGAACUGCAGGAUCUAUUUGUGUGGCACCAAGAGCGAUUUGUUGGAUGAGGACCGGAGAAGGCGAGGAAUGGACUUCCAUGAUGUGCAGGACUAUGCAGAUGAUAUCAAAGCUGAGCUGUUUGAAACCUCCAGUAAGACUGGACAGAAUGUGGAUGAACUCUUCAUGAAGGUGGCUGAGGACUACGCGCAGCUUACCGCCUUUCAGGAGAUGACAGAGGAGAAAGGAGUUGAUUUGAGCCAAAAGAGCACUACCGCCUACUUUUAUAACUGUUGCCAUCACUGAGUUCUUUCCUUAUUUUGCCAAAAACAACACUCCCCUCCUGGGAUAGCAAUUCAUGCUGUUCUGAUGGUUCACACCAUUUUCCUGCUUUAUGGAAUGUCUUGCCUUUGGACAUGUAGAGCAUCACUUGCUGGCGCUUCUCCUUGGAAUGGGAAGGGAGGGGGAGAGAAUACAGCAGACCCAGGGGUUCACUGCACAUGCUGGAAGACCUGCUGCCUUGUUGACGAGAGACCGUGAUUGCCUUGUGCUGCCAUCCCUUCCAGCGGCUGACUUAAAUUCUUGAAGCGUGUCAAAAUGUGCUGUUUUUCAUAAACAGCUCCCUACUGAAGAGACCCUGUGCUGGCUGUGGUCAAUUCUGCCAUUUUGAAGUUGUUGCCCGAUUCUUUGCUUUAUUAUUUAAAUGGCUUCUACUGAGCUACAUCAGUGUAAAUAAAAGUGCAUUGUGAUUCUGUGUUGUUGAGAAA
Rhineura floridana is the source of this 1348-nucleotide messenger RNA. RefSeq names its product RAB24, member RAS oncogene family (gene RAB24). The record is from RefSeq and is a predicted model, not a curated record. The coding region runs from base 273 to 887 and encodes 204 amino acids. NCBI's taxonomy places the organism in Eukaryota, Metazoa, Chordata, Lepidosauria, Squamata, Rhineuridae. Gene Ontology annotation, molecular function: GTP binding; GTPase activity. The transcript is spliced from 9 exons.